AACCAUACUAAGACGACGACUGCUAUAUAACUAAGAGAAUGAAUACGCUAUAAACAUCUAUUCAAACCAAAUAUAUGAAUACAUUUGAUCAGAAAAAUGAGAUUGUUGAUUGUUAAUCCCAAAGUGUAAUGUAUCUUAUUGUAAACUUAACAAUUCUCAUAUUCUAUAAUUUAAGCAAAACAAGCCGAUAAUUCCAUUAAAAUUUCUCAGACAAUGCAUAAUACUUCUAAAAGUAAACCUGAGUGAAGAAAUUAGAGUUCAGAAUCUUCUGAGAACACAAAAGUCUAAUCCUAAACCCUCACUACCACAUCAAGCCCUGGACUUUCGACGAAGACGCUUCCUGAGCUUCUUAUACUUGUGUUUGUUCAUCUUCUUCUUCCUCUUCUUCUUAACACUGUCUGCCCAAAUCGUCCGUGCAUCAUCAGAUUCGACCUCAACAGCCUCAAAAGCACCCAACUGCUCGAACCCAGUUGAGGACAUUGGAUUCAUGCAAUACCCAAAUGGAAAAUUGGGGAAAAUGGGAAAGGAGUUGGAAGUUUCAACAUUGUGAAAGCUUGAAGGACCCAAAUGGGGAACUGAGUUUUCUGAGCACUCGGGUUUGGGAUGGCCGAGAUGGCUGUGAUGGGAAAUGACAGAAGGUGUGGGCUUGGGAAAAAGAUGGGUUUUGAGUGAUGUUACUGUUCGUAGGGAUGGUGUAUUUUUGUUGAGUUUGUGAAGAAAGCUGGCCAUUUGGGGGCAGAGAGAAGUAUUGAAAUCGAUGAAGAAGAAGUUACAGUGUUACAGAGUAACUCACUCCUUGGAGUUUGCUUAUGCCGAAAAGGGUUUCAUUUCGAAGAGGAGAAUGGCGAUGUUGGCUGUGAAUCGCUACAAGAAGAGAGAGACGACGACGUCGUUUCGCUAAUAGACUUUGUAAACGACAGCAGUGUGAGUAAAACGACACUGUCUUCUUCAAGAUAAAAAGAGCGCCAGCAACUCAUACAAAAAGAAAAAAAAGAAAAAAAAGAAAAAAGGGCGUCUGAAUCUCUCACUCGUCUCUCCCAUGGAGGAAAAUACUUUCGAACCUGAUCUUGUUCAUGCCAUUUUCAAGCUCGUCUGGUCCAGUAGAGCUCUCGAGCGUCAAAUGAUUGAAGGCACCGAUGCUUUGGACUGCGAGGUAGGAGCUGGAACAUCUAAGAAAAAUCGCCCCACAUCAGCUAAUGGGAAUGCCGUAAAACUGAGUUGUGAACUUCUCCGUAACUUUGUCAUAGAGGCUGUGCAGCGCGCUGCUACAAUUGCUGAAGCAGAGGGUGUGAGUAAGAUUGAAGCAACUCACUUGGAGCGGGUUCUCCCACAAUUGCUUUUGGAUUUUUGAGGUUUCAAAACUUGCCCGACUUGGAAGCAUCUACAAUAAGAAUGUUUCUUAGGAACCACAUCUUGUAUGAGACUGUUGUUUCACUAAUACGGGCUCACUUUGUCAUUUUUAAGCUAGAGUACUCCCUUCUAUUUCUGUUGAAAAUCUUGAGAAAUGGGAGUUGCAAGGUUUACGGCGUAUACGAGCAGGCCAUUUUGUUUUCUUUUCCUUUCUGUUAUAUAUGAGUAAACCGAAUUCGAUAUGUAGAUUUGCUAAUGACUCACUCUUGAUUGAAUGUAUACAUUCUUCCUUAUCUAUACCCACAGGCUAUAAUUACAUAGAUGAUUAUUGU
Prunus persica (peach) is the source of this 1682-nucleotide messenger RNA. RefSeq names its product centromere protein X. The transcript is spliced from 7 exons. The record is from RefSeq and is a predicted model, not a curated record. Lineage: Eukaryota; Viridiplantae; Streptophyta; Magnoliopsida; Rosales; Rosaceae. Gene Ontology annotation, biological process: kinetochore assembly; DNA repair; replication fork processing. Bases 1040 to 1351 code for a protein of 103 amino acids. Gene Ontology annotation, cellular component: Fanconi anaemia nuclear complex; FANCM-MHF complex.